AUGAAAAGUCGAUUGACGGGGAUGUUGAAAGGUCCAUAUCGAUCUAUCAUCGGCGCAACUAUUGCUAUAUUCCUCCUACUUUCGCUCUGGGUAUUGCCAUGGCGCGCGAAUUUUCCAGUUCUCAAUGUAGCAAUAGGCAAAGGUUCCGCAGAGAGCAUGGUCGAUGAUGCACGGUAUGCUUCAGCAGCAGAAAAUGCAACACGAAUGCUGGCCCAUCCCCUGGACAAGUCUCGGUUCGGAGAAAUGGGACAGAGAAUGAAAGUACUCAGAGAAUGGAUUCGGCACAAGGACACCGCACAGCUUUCUCGCUACGAGCAAAGGGAGUGGUCGAAAUUGAUUGAAAGCGUAGCGGUGUCUCUGAUUCCUUUCAUACAAGCACCAAACACCCAAGACGACAGGCCUUUGAGCACCCUGCGCUCGAGAUUCGUCCCAGGGUCUAAAGGAUUGGUGAUCACCACGGGCAAGAAGCGCUUCCGCUACGCAUGCCACCUGAUCACAAGCCUCCGUGAAGUUCUGAACUCGACGCUCCCGAUCCAGAUUGCCUAUUCCGGAGACGAUGACCUUCCCCAAGAGUACCGAGAUUUCAUCACCUCCCUUGCAACAGACGUGUCAACAAUGGACGUGACAUCUAUCUUCGACGAUGGUACUCUCGAUCUGCCGCAUGGGGGGUGGGCCGUCAAAGCUUUUGCUGUGCUCGGGAGCACCUUCGAGCAGGUCAUGCUUCUCGACGCGGACGCCGUCUUUCUCCAGCCGCCCGAGGUCAUCUUUGAAACACACCCGGCGUACAUCGACACCGGAACCCUGUUAUUCCACGACCGGUUGCUGUGGAAGGGUGCGUAUAAAGACCGCCAUUCCUGGUGGGAGAAAGAGCUCGAGAACACAACGCUGAGCGAGACGAUCAGGCACUCGAAGGUGUUUAUGGAAGGCUAUGCCGAAGAGGGUGAUUCAGGGGUGGUCGUCGCAGACAAGAGUCGGCUUGAUGUUUUUGUUGGAUUGCUACAUAUAGCGUGGCAAAACACGCGUGACGUGCGUGAAGCAUUGACUUACGUCAAAGGUCACGGUGACAAGGAGAGUUGGUGGUUUGGGCUAGAGCUGACGGAGACGCCGUACGCAAUGGAGCAGCAUUACGCCGCCAUCGUGGGCCAUGUGCGCGUCGACCAAGAGGGACACGAGGAGGAUAGGGUAUGCAGCUUUACGAUUGCGCAUGUCGAUGCUCAGUCGCGUCUGUUGUGGUUCAACGGCAGUCUUCUCAAAAAUAAAGAAAUUGACUCGGAGAGCUUUGAUGUGCCUGGUGAGUGGAUGAUUGACGGGGUCUGGGAGAAGGGCCCGUCAAAGCAAGACUUGAGCUGCAUGAGCGGUGCACAGGUGAGAAGGAUUGACCAGAAUCUCGUCGAGAUCCUUAGCCGGUCGGUCCUGCGGGCAAAGCAGGUUGACGAGGAACUUCGCGUCAAGAUACCCUCAUCUAUGCUUUGA
This is a messenger RNA of Exophiala spinifera, 1473 nucleotides long. RefSeq lists its product as uncharacterized. The transcript has a single exon. Gene Ontology annotation, biological process: protein O-linked glycosylation. Bases 1 to 1473 code for a protein of 490 amino acids. Lineage: Eukaryota; Fungi; Ascomycota; Eurotiomycetes; Chaetothyriales; Herpotrichiellaceae. The record is from RefSeq and is a predicted model, not a curated record. Gene Ontology annotation, cellular component: Golgi apparatus. Gene Ontology annotation, molecular function: alpha-1,3-mannosyltransferase activity.